This is a messenger RNA of Penaeus indicus, 474 nucleotides long. RefSeq lists its product as uncharacterized. The transcript has 3 exons. Lineage: Eukaryota; Metazoa; Arthropoda; Malacostraca; Decapoda; Penaeidae. The coding region runs from base 1 to 474 and encodes 157 amino acids. The record is from RefSeq and is a predicted model, not a curated record.
AUGGAGAGGGAAGUGAACUUUAGAAUCCAGUGUGGUUGGAACAAUUGGAGGAAAGUCUCUGGCGUGAUAUGUGACAAGAGAGUACCAGUGAGACUGAAAGGUAAAGUUCACAAGGCAGUAGUCAGACUUGCCUUGAUCUACGGCCUGGAAGCAGCACCUCUGAAGAUGAAUGCGGCAGAAAUGAAAAUGUUGAGAUGGAUGGUAGGAGUGACAAGAAGAGAUAGAAGCAGAAAUGAAUACAUCAGAAGGACAGUUAAAGUAGUUGAGGUGUCAAAGAAGAUUAAGGAGUCAAGAGUGAGACGUGAAAGCAGUGAGUCGGGUCAGUGGGUGAGUCAGCCUCUGCUUCCCGACGCAAGCGGCAGGUGCGGCUCCCCACAGGGCUUGCUUGCGGUAUUGCCUGCGGCGGCAGAACACUGGUGGGAACAGGCCUGGUGCUUGGCAAACGCAAAUGCAGUGCUUUGCAGGAUCAUUUAG